UAGGAUAAAAUUUUAUCAUGGAAGAUUGGAAGUUGCAGAAGUUUAGAAAGCAGACGAGCUAUUAAAAAUUAAGUGAAUCGCCACAUCGCUGCUAGGAUGAAUUGUAGAUUACCAUCCCGCACUCUUCAGUCUCAUUUGUGUUUACCAGCUGGAAGACCUUGCAAGGGUUUCCGAGGACUCCAUACAUCCAGCCUGCUCUGCAUCGAACAAGCUGGCCGAUACAAACGCACACAGUACAAAACUAAACCGCUGACGUUCGAAAUGGCCAACGAUCCUAAAACGAUCGGCGUGCAUAAAUCGUGGAAUUCGUGGAAUACCAGUAAUUUACAGAAUGUUAACGAUCGGAACCAAGUGGCGCAGAUGACGGUGUGGGACGAGUUCAUACGGCGUUUCCUGUACGGGACCUGGCACAAUCUCUUCGUCUCCGAGAUCAUCAUCAAGCGCCGCUACAACGCCAUCUACGUCGCCGGCAUUGUCCAGCAGAGUAUUGCGGUACGGAAAAUGUACUUUCUCAUCGGCUAUACCGAAGAAUUUUUGUCGUUCCUCUUGAAGUGUCCUGUUAAACUGGAAAUUCAGAGUGUUAAUUCGCGGAAGGAUGUCGUGUACAAAUACAUAUGAAACCGGCGUUUUGCUGGUGUUGUUUUAUAUAUAAAAUUUUGCGGUUGUUGUUUCUCAGAUCGGGAGCAUCCAAAACUCGAAAAACGUGUUUUUGUCUUAUUGAAAACUAUUAAAAUUCCGCUGAA
This is a messenger RNA of Paramacrobiotus metropolitanus, 743 nucleotides long. RefSeq names its product 28S ribosomal protein S24, mitochondrial-like. Gene Ontology annotation, biological process: translation. The transcript has 3 exons. NCBI's taxonomy places the organism in Eukaryota, Metazoa, Tardigrada, Eutardigrada, Parachela, Macrobiotidae. The record is from RefSeq and is a predicted model, not a curated record. Gene Ontology annotation, cellular component: mitochondrion. The coding region runs from base 97 to 618 and encodes 173 amino acids.